AUGCUAUGCAACAUAUAUCUCCAGCGGGAGAUCUCCAUCUUCGGCAAGAACGGUGCCGACGGGGUGCUCCGCUGGUGGCAGAAUGCCAUCGCCACCGCGCCCCACCUCGCUGACCACCCGGCGGCCAGACGGCCAUGGAACGACGUUGGCAAGACAGCGCCGUUGUACGUGCACUACGACGGCGCCGAAGUCUUCCGCAACCAGGAGUACCACAUCUGGAGCUACGGUUCCGUCAUGUGCGACGUCGGCAGCGCCUUCGACCGCUUGUUCCCGAUUGUGUCGAUCCCGCACGCCGCGCUCGUUGACAUGAGGAACGGUGACCCAGAUAUGACGUUCAUGGAUUUCGGGCCCCUCGCACGGUGGAGAACAUCCAAGAUAACGCACGAGCAGUUCAUGCGCCUCGAGCCUCCUGUGUACCAUUCGCCGUGGUACAUCGUUCAAGGUAUCACACUACGCACGCUCCACAGGGACUUGGCGCACGGCAUCUACCUUGGGUUCGGAAAAGACCUAGCUGCAAGCGCUGUCGUGCUGUGGCUCUACACUGGCGGGUUAGCGCGGUGGUGCUCCGAGAAGUUCGAAGCACAUAACGUGACGCACGAUAUGGCCCUCGACUUGCUCUUCAAACACUACAGGGUAUGGUGCGCAGAUCGCGGCGUCACAAAAUGCCGCCUUUCCUGGAAUUGCUUUACUUUGCCAUCGAUGGGUCGCGAGCGGCUGAAUCAGAAGGAGUUCCCGUGUCUUUCGGGCAAGGUGAAGGCCAUUGCUUGCAAAUGCAUCCUGCACUACCUUGCCUGUGUGUCGUGUGACAUCUACGACUACGACGGCACUGACGACCACAGUGCGCUUUGUGGCUGCCUCUGUUCGUUGGUUGCGUACGUCCACCUGCUUGACUCCGCCGGCUACUGGCUGACCGACGCUGAGUGCCGCGAUAGCGAUUAUCAUGGCCGACGGCAUCUGCAACUCUACCACGCGCUAAGGACGAUCUCGAGGCACCUGGAGGCUGAGCUUGUUCAGGAAAAUCCAGGAGACACCAUAUUCAAGCGCAUGGAGAAGUGGACUGCCGCGCCUCUGUCUCCACAGGCCAAGGCUGCGUGCAGCUGGACGAUGCUCAAAGAGUGUCUCAGUGCUCUGCCGCCCUCAUGGCAGGCCUCGACAAUUAAGACGGUGGUGGGGGGUUGGACGACGGAGCGGACUAAGGCGGGGAGGGGGCGGGGGAAAGGACGGGGCAAGGGCUGGGCGGCGUCAGAGCGGGCACCGCGCGCCCAGGUCCAGGCUGUCCAGAAGGUGUACAGCGAGUGGUGCGUCAAGGCCACCGAGAUCAUCCUCGCCUCGCGGGUCGAGCGUCCGGGCCCCGGCGACCCCUCGCAGCAGCAGGCGGCCGUCGGCGCCACGUUCCAGGGCCUGAAGGUCCAGGAGCGGUUCGACGUGCGCAAGGAGGACGUGGCGCAGCCCGAGUUCUUUCAGCUGAGGUCACAUCGUUCCUUCCAGGUGGAUAUUUUCCACAGUGGCACGCCCAGAGACCGCGCUGGGACUGCCGAGGAGGAGGAGGCGAGCAAGUUCCUCGAGAGGUGGACGUUCUCAUUUUUCCCUGCCGGCGCCGAGCCGAUUGUCCCUGACAGGCACAACCAGAUGCUCGUGCGCAAGCUGAACGUUACCUUGCGCUCGUUGCUCUGCUUCACGCGGCUGCUUCCAGGGCACUCCUUCUGCAGGAGUAUGCGGGGUGGGCAGUUGCACUGGCGCUUCCACGUGGAGGGCUGGCCUCCUACAGCCCGUGGCCCUCCGGCGCAGGAGCUGGCCACGCAGGAUUUCGCGUCGCUGCAGAGCUCCAUCGGCGCCCUCAGGCUCUCGGUGUCGCACCGGAAGGAGCUGAAGGCCCCCCCCGCGGGCGUCCAGUUCAAGGGCACCUCCGGCUACAGCGCCCAGGGAGACCAGAUUGAGGUGGAGGAGGGCUACGUCACCGCCCCGAGCGGCGCACAGCCCGCGUCGGCGCGGGGAAGGCUGGACAAGAUCGCCGAGGAGCCCGACGACCGCGCCCCGAGCCCGCGGGGCCCGGGCGAGCCGCCGGCAGCGGGCCGGCAGGCGGCCCAGCACGUCGAGGCUGGCCCUAGCAGCGCUCGAGGGGCGCCGCCGAGGCGGGGUUCGGAGGAGUCCGUCGGCAGCAACGCGUCCGCCUCCUCGCGUGCUCCGUCCUCGCAGCUGGUGCGCGACCAGGCGGUCGCCCUGGGCAGCACCCCCCCGCUGGCGGCGGCUUGCUGGCCCGGCCAGCCGCCGCCCACCUUGGCGUGGGCCGGCAUCCACGGAGGCGACGGCUCUGGGCCCUCCUCGAGGACCGCGAGCCCGCGGAUCUCCCCGAAGCCGGGGCCCGUCUCUGAGGAGGACCCGUCAGCGGCGCUUGUGACCUCCGCAGUGCUCCGCCAGGAGCAACUCAUAUCUUUCCCGGCGGACUGGAUUCUUUCCCUGUAA
Molecule: messenger RNA, 2463 nt
Organism: Prorocentrum cordatum
Lineage: Eukaryota; Dinophyceae; Prorocentrales; Prorocentraceae
Source: the annotation of a GenBank genome assembly